Molecule: messenger RNA, 2580 nt
Organism: Arctia plantaginis
Lineage: Eukaryota; Metazoa; Arthropoda; Insecta; Lepidoptera; Erebidae
Source: the annotation of a GenBank genome assembly
AUGGCAAGGUCGCCUAAGGAUGAUCCGAUAUACAAUGAUAUGAAACACAAUACAUGGAACUAUCAUGCGGAAACCGCUGAAAACUGUGCACCUGGCGCUUUAAAUGAGAGAAACCAACCGCCAAUCUCAUCAAACCCGAGCGUCAUGAGCGAUAAUAGUAUGUACGUCACUCAGAAUUUCGUCAACGAUGUUUAUUUGAACAAGCAUACUUACAAUGUGCAACCAGGCGAUGCCGCUGCCAACAAAGACGAGAAGAUACCUUACAACAGCAUGCCGAAUGUACUUCGCGCUAACCAAAACUAUGCUAUGCUCAAGCUGAGUAAUGGACAGUUCAUGCGUGUGUUUUAUGACGAGAACAAUCAACAACUAAUUGUACCUAUGUCUGGUCAGUAUGAAUUGUUUAAUCAUAAUCAAGGAUUAAGGGAUCCCUUACAGAUACCCCAGCCCUCACAUCUGUUCACAUUGAAUCAAGACUUCUCUAUGAACAACAAUAAUCUCCAUAUACCACAAACAAAUACAGCUCGAGGAAAUUAUCAGGAGAAUGUGAAUAACCAAUUGCCCACUUCAAACUUCUUGAAAGAUUUAUUGGGCAACUUGGAACCUAAUUCCACAGGUACAUACUCACCUUUUGGACAAAAUUAUCCUCUGAAUCAUCCAGAUGCUUCCAACAUGAACAUACUUAUGAAUAACCCUGUAAUUGAGCCUUUAAAUAAUCAGGUAUUACAACCUGAAAAUUCUCCAAAGAGAAAUGAAAAUAGCCCUCUUGCUGAUACCAGCACAAAAAAGCGUAUUGUCGCAGAAGUUAAACCUAUGCGUCCAACAUAUUCAGAUGUGCUAGCAAAGAAUACAAAAAAUACUCUUCAAAAUGAGACCACACGUAAAGUAAAACCACAGAAUACAGAAAUAAAAACAGUCAAUAAUAAAUCUAAUAUCAAGCCUGAAAAACUGUCUAAUAUCAAACAAGAUGGCAGUAAACACAAAAAUGAAAAGAAACAUAGCACCAACACCAUAUCGUCAGGUAGUGAGUCUGGAGACAUCAACACGGAUGAUAAUGAGAAACGUUCUAAACCAAACAAAAAAUCUAAGAACAAACGUAAUAUCUCCCGAAAGUGGUCUUCUUUAGAUGACAUCACUAAUGAAGAAGAUGCAGGCUACAGUCAUGGCAAUGAAAGUCAGUUUGUGUUUAUUGAAAACCAUGAAAAGCCUUCAAAAAGGAAUAAGAAAAAUGACAGUAAAACUAAGACAUUGGACAAGAAUGGAGUAACUGAGGAUGAGUUUAAACUUGAUGAGGAAGAUGACCAGUCACAGUUUGUCAUUCAAGAAGGACAGAAUGACAGUGCAAGGGCUAAAAAGAGAAAAGAUGGACGUAACGCAAAAGUUAUUAAACCUGUGCAGGAUAAGAAAAAGAGUCAGUGUAAACAGAGAAGGAAUAAACCAGGAUAUUUGGGAUUAGCUCAGAAUUAUCUGGAACAUUGGGGAGGAGCAACAUGGAAGGCUUUGGUCUGGUUUAUUUAUCUACUCUCCGAUAUAUGCCGCAUGAGUUUUCAUCUAUCCUUUGACUUGUGCACAUCGGUGUUCACUCAGACGUAUGUGAGCUCUCAAGCAGUUUGGCGCAGCAGUAAGGACUACAUAAGCAGGCUUGGCGACAAUAAAUACUUGCUUUAUAUAGAUCGAAAGUUUGGACAUACGAGGCUCGGCUUUUGGAGGAAGUGGAAGUGGUUUAAAAAAGAAGUUGAAGCGGACAACGGAAAUGAUUCGACCAAACUGAACGCGAAUAUACCAUUACCGGCGACCGGUGAAGAGGCAAUGAAGAGACUGCUAGCUUGCAAGGGAAAAGAUCCUUACAGUAUAUUAGGUGUGAGCGUGACAUGCACAGACGAAGAAAUAAAGAGGUACUACAGACGACAGGCCUUCUUAGUGCACCCAGACAAAAACCAACAGCCUGGCGCUGAAGAAGCUUUCAAGAUACUGCAACAUGCUUUCGACCUUAUAGGAGAGCCGGAGCGGCGCGAGGCGUACGAGCGACGCGCGCUGGAGUCGCGCCACGUGGAGGCCGCCUGGAGCGAGCUCAGCCAGCUGCUCGCGCAACUGCACGACAAGAUGGAGUUCGCCGCCAACACCAUCAGAUGUACAAAUUGCGGUCGCCGACACAAGCGAGUGUUGACGGACCGGCCUUGCUACGCAGCCAGGUACUGCGUGCAGUGCAAGAUCAGACACUCCGCCAAAGAGGGUGACAUAUGGGCAGAGUCGAGUAUGAUGGGACUACUCGUGAUGUACUACGCCUGCAUGGACGGCGCCGUGUAUCAGAUCACGCAGUGGGCUAGUUGUCAGAAAAAGAACUUGAAGCAACUGAGGCCCGACUGUCACGUGGUACAGUACAGAAUCGUACUUGGGAAUAAGGCGGCCGCAGCCACAGAUAUCAACCAGCGACCAUCUACCGGUCACGAUCCUAACCUCGAAGAGUUCCUCAAUAACCUCUAUAACAAGUCCGGUGUGUCACCAAACGCAACCAGCGCCAAGCAGUCACCCACCGAACCCGCGGACGCCAAGAAGCGACGUAAUAAAAAACCUAAAGCAUAA